Messenger RNA from Dicentrarchus labrax (European seabass), 10331 nucleotides. RefSeq names its product U2AF homology motif (UHM) kinase 1 (gene uhmk1). NCBI's taxonomy places the organism in Eukaryota, Metazoa, Chordata, Actinopteri, Moronidae. Gene Ontology annotation, cellular component: neuronal ribonucleoprotein granule; nucleus. The transcript is spliced from 9 exons. Gene Ontology annotation, molecular function: RNA binding; ATP binding; ribonucleoprotein complex binding. The record is from RefSeq and is a predicted model, not a curated record. Gene Ontology annotation, biological process: positive regulation of translational initiation; peptidyl-serine phosphorylation; regulation of protein export from nucleus. The coding region runs from base 475 to 1800 and encodes 441 amino acids.
AAACCUGGUAGGAAAGCGGAAGUAAGAUUGAUAUCAACAACCUGAUCUCAGGCAAAACUUUAGUGUAGUUAAAACAGCUACACCUCAUAAAGUUAUUCUAUCAGAUACAAAUGUCGUAACAAGAGCUGGUGUAUUAUGGAGGAAGCUUUUCACUGCGCGCCGUGGAAGUGGUUUGUGCUCGUGCUCAAACUCGGUGGCUAAUUUAGCCAUUUGAGCAGCUAAGUUACGUUAGCUAACAACUUUUUGUCAGCUGACUAUAGUGGCUUUAUUCGGACAGCCUCAGUGAGUCUGAUAUGCGCAGAGAUAGCUCCGUGCUUCGUUUUACCAAGGUUGCGGGUGUAGCUGGACUGUCUGCUAGCUGUCGUUGGUAGUGUUUAUGCGGCGCUGAUAAUAGAGCCCCGGUUUGCAAUGCUCCUGCAGCUGCUCCCACCUGUCAACUAGCUGGCUCCUCUCCUCCUGUCUCCCGUCAGCCCAAUGGCUCACUGCGGCUCCUCCGAACCGAGCGCAAAGGUACAGACACCUCGUCCGGACAGCAUCAUGUCGCCGCAGGGUAGCGUAGACCAGAGCAUGAAGCCGGUACUGUUCGAGAUCUUCGGCGAGUUAUGGACCGUCCAGUCGCGGCUCGGCCAGGGAGUCUCGGCCUCGGUGUACCGGGUCAGCUCAGGCAGAGCCAGCACCGCCGCUGUCAAGGAGUUUCAGGCCGACACUCAGGGAGGGGACUACGGGUAUCACAAGGAGAGGUCCGUGCUGGAAGACAUCCAGGGGCAUAAAAACAUCGUGACGCUGUAUGGGGUGUUCACCAACCACAGCUGUGUGGGUGUCACCACCCGCUGUCUUCUGCUGGAGCUCCUGGAUGUCAGUGUGUCCGAGCUGUUGGUGAGAGGCACCAGUGGCACCCAGGGUGGUAGACCCCAGCAGGGCCACUCCAUGUGGCUUGUCCAGCACUGUGCCAGAGACAUCCUGGAGGCUCUUGCCUUCCUUCACAGGGAAGGCUACGUCCACGCCGACCUGAAGCCACGCAACAUCCUCUGGAGCGCUGACGACGAGUGCUUCAAGCUCAUCGACUUCGGCCUCAGCUUCAAAGAGGGAAACCAGGAUGUCAAGUACAUCCAGACCGACGGGUAUCGCGCUCCCGAGGCUGAGCUUCAGAAUAGCCUUGCUCAGGCUGGGGUGGAGAUGGACGGGGACUCGGGCUGCACAGCUGCCGUUGACAUGUGGAGCCUGGGCAUCAUCCUGCUGGAGAUGUUCUCAGGAAUCAAACUCAAAGACACCGUCCGCUCGCAGGAGUGGAAGGAUAACAGUGCUGCCAUUGUAGACCACAUUUUUGCCAGCAACAGUUUGGUGUGCCCUGCCAUCCCUGUCUAUCACCUCCGAGACCUUAUCAAAAGCAUGCUUCUCAACGACCCAAAGCAGAGAUGCAUUGCUGAAACUGCCCUGCUGAGUCCAUUCUUCAGUAUUCCCUUCGCUCCUCACAUUGAGGACCUGGUUCUGCUGCCCUCUCCUGUCCUGCGUCUGCUCAACCUGAUUGAUGACAGCCAUCUGCACAAUGAAGAAGAGUAUGAAGACAUCCUGGAGGACAUGAAAGAGGAGUGCCAGAAGUACGGCUCAGUGGUUUCUCUGCUCAUCCCCAAGGAGAACCCAGGGAAAGGACAGGUGUUUGUAGAGUAUGCCAACUCCAGCGACUCCAAAGAGGCUCAGAGGCUGCUGACGGGCCGCACCUUUGAUGGGAAGUUUGUUGUGGCCACCUUCUAUCCUCUCAGCGCCUAUAAAAGAGGUUACUUGUACCAGACGGUGCAGUGAAGUCCUAAAGCUCAAUUUACACCUCUGCACUGUUUGCAUGAAUAAAACACAACUGCAUAGGGCACCACAGGUGGAGAGUGUUUUCUCCCUAUAAAUAUAACCACAGCCAACACAGAGUCGUGAGUGGUUGCCCUGCAGCUCAAAUGAUUCAGUUAUAAAUGUUCUGCAUGUGAUCAUGUGGUUUCCUACAGUAAAUUCUGUGUUUCAUGCAGAGUGUAAAUUGAACUCAGCUGUGAGGAGUGUACACCAACACUAAACUUCUGCUUCCUCCAGCCUGUGUACACUACUCUUACCAGUGCACAUCCAUGUAUUGCUUCAAGGUGACCUGCAUCCAUCUCAUUUAAUGACUCGGGCUGAUAGUCUGUGGUCUGGGUUCAGCGGCUCCUCUUCUGGUUUUCCAAACCUACUCUCAUUCAUUCAAUAGAAAUUAGCCACACUAAAGAAUGUGUAAUCGAGACAAGAAAAUUCCUCUCUGAUGAGGGUUGCUAGAGCAAAAGCCCUCAUCAGAUGAUCUGAGAAUCUGUGCUCUACGUUACUAAGUAGUUCUACAUAUCUAAGUAGUUUGAUCUCUCUCGAUAAAUUAUUAGUGAAACACUUAAUCUCGUCAGUUGAGUCUGGGAUGUGAAUAGAAACAUGUAGCAGGAUAACACUGAUAUUAUAUGUCUCAAACUUCAAAUCCUGAUGACAAACAAAAUCCCUCUCAACUGAAGAUUUCCUCUAGAUAAAUGAGCGUCCUAUCCUGUUGUUAAAUAAGGAAUGAUAGUAAUUAUGUUUGUUAUGCUGAACAUUUAAUGAGAGGAAACGGCGUGGUACUAGGGGAUAUACAGGUAUACUCUGCUUGGUUUCAGGGAGGAUUGGUUUGGAGUGAGCCGUCUACCAGCUCACUCUCUCUCCGCCAUUAUCUGAGCAAGCCAAGGGCUCCCAGCGCCCUGUCCUGUAGCCUUAUGCUUUGUAGCUUUUUUAAUUUACACAAGUCUACGUACUCAGAAUAUAUUUUAUCAUUAGUUGAUUAUGCUCCUGUGUAUGAGGACAUACAGUGAGUUUUGUGUUUUUACUGAAAGGGCACAUGAACAAAUCUUUUGGAGCACAUGGUGAAAAUAAUGACUGACGUAUGAGUGAAAUGGUGGUGAGGAGUGGUUUAAAGCCACUGUGUAGCGUCUUUCCAAUUUUUCUAAUGGUGUAGGUUGUUUGUAGACAAUCCUGGUGGGAACUGGUGUGGUGUAUGUUUUGCUUUCACUAAAGUUGGACAUUUUCCAACACAUAGUGGCUUUAAAGAAUGUGCAGUACUGAUGGCUACUGUACUAACUAGACAGAUGAAGUGUAAUGUUAUACAACCAUCUAGUGCUUCAACUGAUUCUUUCAGUACUACUGAGCAUGAGCCAGUGGAUUCAUGGGUAGACCGCAACAUCACAGAGGCAUCAGACAUUGUUUCUGUCAGUUUUAAGAAAUGCUAGUUGCAUGACAAUGUAGUGAAUUUUAUGGAUCAAUAAUGUGGACAGAAGUGUCAUAAAAUGUGCAGUCUUGAUAAGAAGACUUUUUGAAACCAACAAAAUGAUAUCAUUGGUUAUAUUGGGACAGUUUUACCAAUAGAGUCCAGGAAGAAGCGUGAUGAUGUUGGGUAGCAGCACCAAGGGGUCAGCAAGCGUGGUAUUGCUGCAGUGGAAUGUACCUUUUGUUGGAGAACCAGAUUCUUUUGUUCUCUGGGUUUUUAUUCUCUUGCUUCCACUUGAUAACAGUGGCGAUGUAGUACCCAUCAAGCCCACUCUGUCACGCUGAAACAUUAGGCGAUUUCUACCCAAGUGCACUAUGACAUUCAAGCUAGCUAACUAACCAAAAUGCUGCUAUAACAACAGGUUGUGCUACAACUUCACGCGCCCAUUCCUUACGUAGCCCAAGCCGUCGCAGAUGCCUUAGAGAAUAAUUCCCUUCUAGCAGAUGUAGUCCCACCCAGUAACAGAGCCGGACUGUAAGAGACAAUAAAAUGGAGUAGUGAUCUGUUUUAGUUUCUUCAUAAAGUGGAAAGACACUGACAAUGCUGGCAUCAGCUACAGUAUAUGCUAUACUCACAGUAUUUGCUAAAUGCUGAAGCUCUUCUCUAAAAGUUCCAUAGUCUUGUUUUAAAGUCUGGUGUGUGACGAGCCGCAGCUUGUUCACUCAUGUUCUAGAGCACAAACAUAGAGCCUAGCUCCAUCUUGGAAAAUGUGAUUAAAGUAUGUGAGAGAAACUAGAUAUUCAUAUAGAAGAAGAGAAUAUUUGAAGCUUACAGACGCAUUAAUCUUCCUCUGUCUGAGACCUAUUUUUAUUGAAUGUGUUACUCCUUCCUCUAUAAGAACACCUUGAAAUUCUGCAACUAAAAAUAUAAAAACCUAGAGUCGGAGGACAAGUUGCAGUUUCGUCUUAUCAAAAAUACUACAAAAAAAUUCCUAUUUUUCUACAAACUUUAUGUGUGCCUGAAAUGUGAAUUCCAAAGUUUCCACUUGAAGGCGUCACUGGCUUAAAAGAAUCUAAAUUUGAAACUUGAAUUGGACUCCAACCACUUGACUACACAGCACUUUUUAAAUUAGCAAUCUGUGGUACGCAAGUGUGAUGGUCAGUGUUGUUAGUUACUUGUGACAUUUCCCUCAUUUAUCCUGUUGUUUGUCAAAGACCUGGUGCAAAAAAAUGUCUUUGAUAAAGUCAAGAUAUUAUUUUAAGUUUAAAGUUUGAUUUUCACUCCAUGGUUUGUAUUCGAUAAUGCGUGACAAGUGAGUGUGAGUGUAAGCUGUGCUCUUUACUUGGUAUUUAAAUACUGUGCGAGCGUAGAAUUGAAAAAUUUAAGGGUUCUGUAUUAGUGAGUGUGCGUAUAAUCAUAAGCAUCAAAGGUCCCCAGCAGAAACUCAACCGGCGGCCGUUGCAGUUAUGUAUGUGUCACCAGGCCAUAUCACCCGGUCAUAUUUGCUGAAACUUUUCACUAUAUGCUGACAGUAGUACAUGAGACAGAUAAUCUGUAUAAAAUAAGUUCCUCUGCCUCCUCCUAGUGCUGGUCUUGGCCAAUCAGAGCCAAGAAAGAUAGUUUAUUGUGAAGUACACUUUGGUUCCCUGGCAUUGACACUCAACAAUCAACUAUCUUCAAGCCGCCCAUCCAAAACGUUGGUAUUUGACAACCUGGAAAUGAGACUCAACGAUCAAACUAUCUUUCUUUGCUCUGAUUGGUUGUUUUCUUUCUGGCCCAGUGGAUUCUUGCUAAUGCCAUCAGGAGCACUAGGAGGAGCCAGAGGAAGCUGAUUGUUUCACAGAUUAUCCGUCUCAUGUUCUACUGUCAGGAUAUGGUGAAGGUUUCAGUGAAUAUAACAGAAUGACACUUUCGUUUGCUAGUAUUUAAUAGUGAGGGUUUUUAUCCUUACAUCCAUCACAUGGUCUUCCACACCUAAACUGACACUUCAUUUCCAAAUCUCUGUCCUGCCUUGUCCCUUAAGUUUUACAUUUGCAGGAGCUGCGAUAACAGCAGGUGAUAAAACAGAGAAGCACAAAGGCAAAGUUAAGAGUAGAUACAAGACCAAACCAAAUAUGACCUUUAUGUCACUCUACCGACUGACCAUCCACUGAAUCGUCUAUUAAAGCCACACUGCCAUUGUUAAAUGCACUGCUACAUGAUCAGUUUAUAAAUGCUACAUUUAUUGGUUUGUCCGUCAUCUUGUAUCACGUACUGGAGGGCGGUACUGAUUCUGAAGUGUUAGGUGUGCAUUAAUGUUAGCAUUAGGUUAUUGGUUGAAGUUAUGGUUUCUAGUGUUUGUAGUUUACAUAGAAAAGGGCAAAGCCGGUUUCUAUUGAUGGCUGCACCUUAGAAGUAUAAUGUAACUGCCCUGCCUUUAUGGAUGACUAAGAAUAACUAAUUGAUCCAGCGUUUGAUUUAGAGCCCCACCGAUAUGGGACUUUUCAGACCAAUACUUUAUAGAAAAACAAAUGAGAUAAUAAUGGUUGGAGAAAACUACCCAUUUUCUGUUUUUUACAGAAACUGCUAUUUUCCCAAUUUUAGUUUUCUCAUUUCAAAAUUAAAAUCUGUUGGCCACAAAGCACACAGGCCAUAAACAUAUACAUCAAUAAUGAUACGAUACUGAUAUUUCUGCUACCGGCUAAUAUCGGUCGGGCUCUAAUUUGACGAUAUCUGUUACCUGCAGGUCUGAGUCUGGUUCUGCUAAGACUUGGGCAGUUCAGAUUACAUAAGCAUUAAUAGUCUAAGAAAUAACCUGCAUCCACAGAGCUCUGAGCGUCUAUAGUGCUAACCUAAAUAUUUAGCAGUGUUUAAAUAUUAGACUCAAAUAUUUAUUGAGGCUACUGUUGACCUGAAUUAUAUAAUAUCGGGUGGUUUGCUGCAUGCUGAUCCUGUUUUUGAGAAGGAGCUCAUUUUAGUUGUAAUCCUAAAAGUAUCUUGAGCUCUAGGAUAUGCAAAAGCAUAAUUUUUUUGUUUGUUUACACAGUGAUUUCACCUUUAUAUUAUUAUCUUUAGCUUAGAUAGUUUUUCUCUCUCUGUGCAGAGGGCAUUAUGUUUUUGUUCCAAUUUAAAGCUGCAAUAGGUCACUUUUUAUAAUAAAAAAAAAAAUUAGAAAGGAAAGAUGGUUUGCGUUAGUGUCUUAAAGAUGGUUGAUUGUUGAGUCUUAUUCCAGGCAUCUGUAUUUGACAACCUGGGAAUGAGACUCAACAAUCAACUAUCUUUCUUUGCUCUGAUUGGUUGUUUUCUUUCUGGCCCAGUGGAUUCUUGCAAGUGCCAUUAGGAGCACUAGGAGGAGCCAGAGGAACCAGAUUUUUUCACAGUUUAUCUGUCUCAUGUACUACUGUCAGGAUGUAGCGAAAGUUUCAGCAAAUAAGGCAAAACGUUACUUUUACAAAAGUUACCUACUGCAGCUUUAAGUGUGUGCUAUGCAGGUGAAAAAAGACACCUGCCACCUGUAUGAAGUAGUGUACGCACAAAAGUAAAAUCCUGGUACACUGUCUUCAUUUCACACUGUUAAUAUAACACCCUACUAAUGUGAUGUGUGCUAAUGUGUGCACAUAGUUAAUGCUCACUGCCAGAGUUAACCAUUUAGGGACAUAAUCCAGUUUGACGUGAAUUGAGCACUUCAGUCAGGCAGCAUCAUGGGACAUAAGAUUCCAGUGUGUCAUUAUGAUCUGACAUGGACAUCAUUUUCUACCAAUCAGCGACAAUAUGCAAACUAAGGCAAACAACUCUUUUUUUGUUUGUUUGUUUAAUCAGUUCAUUACUUUAUUUUUUUUAGAUUAUUGUGUUGGUUGUGGACUGUAGUACUGUUGCUGAGCACAGUGUUGGUCAGCAGGGACAGAGAGGGGACAGGGUGGAGAGCAGAAUCAGAUGCCUUUAAGAGCUCUGUGUGUUGGGCGAUCCUGAGCCCAAAGUGAUUUUCUUCCAGUUAUUAUAUUCAUAUUGCGGAGCUGAGAAUAAGUUGAAGCUGCCUUGCCACAACCUGCACUAGCUUCCAGUCAAACAGGAGACAGACAGGGGCCUCUGUCCUGUAGGGAUUCAGUGGGGAUGCAUGAAGUUCCUUGCUCCUUUUGCCUUCAUGCUCAGCUCCAAUUUCUUCCCGCCUGGCCUCAGAGUCCUCCAUUCCUGUCUUUAGGUCUGUCUUCAAACAAGUGUCUUUAGUACUUACUCUUCCGGCUUUUAAAGCUGUAUUAGGUCAGAUUUGAAUCCGUCUUCCCAUCUGUUUGAAUUAUUCUGUUAUUGUGUGUGGACACUAAAGGGAACCUGUGCUCACAGAAACGGCAACAUCCAAACAGUCUUCUGCACAUGCAGCAAAAUGUAGUUGAGUUUGGGUUUUCUUGACACUGCAUUACAUGAUUUAUGGGUGUUUAAGUCUCAGCAACACUUACUUCUCACUUGCCAUCUGGUUCUACCAAUGAGCUAAAGCAGCAUUAAGUUGGUUUAUCUCCCAUUUUCUGUCAUCUAAGAUGUCAUUUGUCCGUCUUCUUCCUGUCUUUGCUGCUCAGAGUGGUUCAUUUGUGCACUGACAGAGAUUCAGGGCUGUGCUUUAUUUUCAUGGCACCUGACCUCUAGGCCUGACUUUGAUAAGCUCUCAGCACAUUUGCAUUAGUGUGUGUCUAGAUCAUUUGGACAAGGUGUGUCUGUGUGUGCGCUCGUGUAGAGGAUGAAGUAGCGGUAACAAAUUAUUACCAUAUUUGGAGGCGGGGUUUAUAAGUUGCAGCUGUCUACCUGUGUGCAUGGUAUGCCUGUGUGAGACAGUUCUAUGUAACAUUGUGUGUCAGACAAUUUUGUGGGUGUUUGUGUGUGGUGUUAUUGCUGAAGCACUAUAUGCCUGUUUGCUUGCAAAGGGCAAUUUUAAAUCAUAAGGACAGUGUGAGUGCAGCCAGCCAUUUAUACUGUGAUGUCUAUAGUUUCCAUUCCUAUUAACAAAGCACACAUUAUUUAAGGCUAGACUUGAAAUUCUGUACAGCACAGAGGUUAAAAGGUGAAGUGCAGUGUUGUCCAGAAAAGAUCAAAUAUAAAGAAAGUGAAUCAACUGCUUCAUUUUGCUCAACAGAGCCUGACACAAAACUCUGAAUAAAAAACCUCACUGACUGUGUGGAUGGAAUUAGUCAAGUGAAGGUAAAUAAGAACAAUCACACUACAGCAAUCUCAAUGUUUACAUGCGCAAAAUAUUCCGUUUUUUGCCUUUAUACUGAAAGACAAUAUUCCUACUAAUCUGUUUACGUGACUAAUGAUAAUGAGACAUGCUGAUGUAUGCUGUGCGUACUCAAGUUAAUGUAACUGUUAAUGACGUACUAUACGACCUACAGAGGAAUUUCCCUCCUUUUCCUUCCUUUUCUAUACUUGUACUUUGCUACCAACAGAUUUUUGUCUUGAAAUAGGAAAACCAAGAUCAGAAAAUGAGCCAUUUGCUAACAUAAAUCUAUAAAAACAGAAAACUAAAAAUCUAAAAACCAAAAUGAAAAACAACCUGGUUUUGAAAAUAAAAACAGAAAAGGAAAACAUAACCCGGUCUUUUCUCCAUAUUUAUAAAUAGUAGUUUGCUUUUCUCAUUUCAAAAUAAAAGUCUGUUGGGAAGUAUACUGUGAAAGAAAUGUUCCUCUUUUUCAACCUGCAGUAAAACUGGAACACCCAGAGCCACUUGAGCCAUUUUGCCUCUUUGUGUCAAGGAUUUUUUUGGUUGUUCAACUGUGAGAACACAGCGUCUCUCUUUCAUCCAUUCAACCACCUUGAAGAGGUCGGCUUUGUUAUAUUUGUACUCCCAGAAACCUUCUAAUAUCCAAGUCUUUCGUGAUGUUUAAAAGCAGUCCUGUUUCUCCUUCUGACCAGAAAUAAUUGGCUUUACUUCUGUGCAUGCAUUUCUACCCCAGCCUCACAAACUGUUGGCUAGUUGGUUUGUUUACAAAGCACAGAGCUGGAAACAGCAGUAAAUAACCCCCAAUGAGACACAUAUUCCGAAUGCGCUGUGUGCAUGUCCAAAGAAGGCUUCUACAACCUGAAUAAUAUUGACACGUCCCACGUCUUAAUCAGAAAAUGCUACAAUAAGACCUAAUUAUCAAUAUCUAAACGGAAUACACUGUUUACAUGACCCUUAUCCAAUGUGGAAUGUUGUCAUUCUCUGUAUAAUAGUGGGAAAUGAGUGUGCAUCUAAACGUAGUCAGUGAUUAUACCUUCACAUGUAAAUCUGUUGGGUCAUUCUUGGGCUGUCCUUGCUGUUAAUGUGAAUAAAGUGUUUGCCAGUUACAGAAAUCUAUGUGAAUAACUAAUGUCAUUUUAAAGCUGCAAUAACCAAUUGAUUUUAAGGGCCAGAAAACCAAAACAACUACCCAAUAUAAACUGAUCCUUCUCUGUGGGCUUUGGCUCUACUGUUGAUUAGUGCAGCUUUAACUGCCUGUGUCACAUUUGAAUAUUUUGGCAUUUAAAAUUGGGCCAUGGGCCCCACCCUGAAGAACCAAGAGCAAUAAUCUAAACAGAAAUCUGACCCCUAACCAGGUUUGUGAAUAAAUGUUGUGCUGUACGGGCUCUGAGGGCUUAGAAACACCAAAUCGAGACCAAACUGUCAGACAACCAAAACUCAUUUGAUCAGGAGGGAGAACUUGCACAGAUGUUAUCAUUUUGAGUUUGAACAACUCAAAACUGUCUUUAAAUAAAGACAUUCCUUGUGACAAUUGUUGCCUUUUUUGGUUGAGGUUUUAUUUCAACCAGUGAGUAAAAGUUGGUAUUUGGGCAGUAGAUGAGAACAGUGGGAUGAUUGAUUUGGCAAACAUAAUUCAAAAGAUUUUUCUCAAUGUAACAUUAAAUAUAAAGAGUUUGUUUCUGUUCUCAGAUAAUCCAUCCUCAGUGUCAAACUGCACUGAACAAUUGUUACUCUUUGUUUCUAAACUUCUGCUUACAGGAAGCACAAUGUGAGAAGGUCACUGUAUGCAACACACACACAACCUGUAUGAAACUGUGUGAGUUAGUCCAUGCUUUACAGCCUUCCAGUUGAGAGUGGAUCAUGGCACUCAUGCUGUUGUAUUUGAGUAUCUCAUAAUAAAAUGAUGCUUGACUUGAA